Molecule: messenger RNA, 1104 nt
Organism: Epithele typhae
Lineage: Eukaryota; Fungi; Basidiomycota; Agaricomycetes; Polyporales; Epitheliaceae
Product: NADH:flavin oxidoreductase/NADH oxidase
Exons: 5
Coding region: 1-1104 (367 amino acids)
Molecular function (GO): NADPH dehydrogenase activity; FMN binding
Source: RefSeq, a predicted model, not a curated record
AUGUCCACUCCUGCCCUCUUCCAGCCUAUCAGGAUCGGCAACACUGAGCUCAAACACCGCGUCGCACUCGCGCCGCUCACUCGUCUCCGCAACGACGCCGCGCACGUCCCGACUGAACUCGUCAUCGAGUACUACGCUCAGCGAGCCAGCGUUCCCGGGACGCUGCUCGUCAGCGAGGGGACCUACAUCGCGCCACAAGCCUCCGGACAACCUCAUGCGCCCGGCAUCUGGAACGACGCGCAAAUUGCGGCGUGGAAGAAGGUCGUCAACGUCGUCCACGCGAAGGGCUCCUUCAUCUACUGCCAGCUGUGGGCUCUCGGCCGCGCCGCUCGCCCGGACCUGCUGCACGCCGAAUACCCAGAUUUCGACCCCGUGUCCGCCUCUGCGCUCGCCAUCCCCACCAAUCCGGAUCACGUCCCGCGCGCUCUGACCAAGGAAGAGAUCAAGGAGUGGGUGGGCUGGUACGCCCAAGCGGCCAAGAACGCGAUCGCGGCCGGCUUCGACGGCAUCGAGGUCCACGGCGCGAACGGCUACCUGCCCGACCAGUUCCUGCAGGACGUGACGAACAUCCGGACGGACGAGUACGGAGGGUCGAUCGAGAACCGCGCGCGGUUCAUGCUCGAGAUCGUGGACGCGAUCGUCUCUGCGAUCGGCGCGAAGAGGACGGCGCUCCGGAUGAGCCCGUGGAACAAGUACCAGGGGAUGGGGGACUCGGCCCCCGUCGCGACGUUUUCGUACGUCGUCGAGCAGCUCAAGGCGCGCCACCCCGAUCUGGCGUACCUCCACACUGUGACGUCCGCAGCAUUCGGCAGCGAGCCGCCCAGAGACCCGUCGACGGAGAACUUCAUCGCCAAAAUCUGGGACCCGCGCCCGCUGGUUAUUACUGGAGGCUUCGUGCGUGAGACGGCGAUCAAGCGUGCGGAGGAGGCUGGCCACAUCAUCGGCUUUGGAACGCUCUUCAUUGCCAACCCUGAUCUUCCCUUCCGUCUGCAACACGAUCUGCCGCUGAACGCUCCCAACGUUGACGGGUUCUAUGUGCCGAUGGUCGCUGAGGGGUACACCGACUACCCCUUCUCGAAGGAGUUCUUGGAAUCGCAGAAGUAA